Molecule: messenger RNA, 1710 nt
Organism: Leishmania mexicana MHOM/GT/2001/U1103
Lineage: Eukaryota; Euglenozoa; Kinetoplastea; Trypanosomatida; Trypanosomatidae
Exons: 1
Coding region: 1-1710 (569 amino acids)
Source: RefSeq, a predicted model, not a curated record
AUGGCUGCGGGCACGCGGCGAGGCCUUCUGCUGCUCGGGACUCACAGCUUUGUUGUGCAGUCGCUGCACGUCGUCUUCGCGGCGCUCUUCAUGGAAUACUACGUACACGGUUUCCUGCUUAUCGUGGAUACGCGCAAGGGGAAAACGACAAGUUUCACCGACAUUCCUGAAUGGCGCUUACGCAUCUCCAAGCUAGGCCUGUGUGUGCUUGUUGCAGCCCAGCUGGUGUACAUGGUUGGCAGUAUCCUUGAUGGAGCUGGCGUCGUUGUUUUCUCGUCUGUAGUCGCGCGCAUGUGUCGACUGACACCACGGCAGCGUUUGGCGUCGAAUGAGCAUCGUUUCGCGUUAGUGUUUGGGUUGUCGUGGUGGGUGCUGCGACUUCCCCUCGUCCCGUCCGCUGUGUCCUUCACAUUGGCGACCGCAGUCUUCGGUGUCUUGUCCGAUCGCUGUACCGCCUUUGCUCAAAACUUAGCGCGCGAAAUGACAGCUCAGCGACCAAAGGAGGAGAGGUUGGUGCAGCUGGCGUCGCGUGCGGCAUCGGGUGGCGCCGCGGUCGUGGCGCUUGUCGCCGCCCUGCUGUACGACGGCUCCUCUCCGAAAAGGAAGCCGCUCCGCGGGUUCCACUGGUGCCUUCUCCUCUUGUGCGGCGCGGCCGUGUGCGCCUUUAGUGGUCUGCAACGGUGGCGAUGCAGCUCUUAUGGCGAGGAAGCACCGAGCGCGGCACGAGAAGAGUGCAGCCUCAGUUCGCGCUCCAUCUUUGGGUUUGGCGACGCGACGAUGAUGGAGUUUCAGGGCUUUGUGCGGCAGACAUGGCAACGGCGGUCAAUGAAGGCGCUCCUGGUCGUACGUGCGCUGCACUGCUACGCGCAUGCAGCGGUGGUUGCCUUCUUUCAUCUGCUUCUCACGCUGGGCUGUGCGCCCCGCCUGUCGGCGGCAGCGCGGGCGAUCCUCCUGGCCUUUGUCCUUGCAGCGCCGUCCUUCCUUGCCCCAAUGCACAUCGCCAGCGCCGGCACGGUGGGAAAGAAGCGCCUCGUGCUCGUCAUGUUGCUCGGCGUGUGCGCGCUGGGUCUUGUAUCGCUGGUAGCAGCCUUCUUCACGAGGGGAGCGGUCGGCGUGGCGGUUUCACCGGCGCUUGCAGAGGACACCACAGCAGCGAGCUCGGAUGCCGGGAUUUGGCUGUGUGCUAUUCUGCUCACCUUGCUGCGUCUGCUGCUCGACAGCGUGCGUGACGUGCUUGAGCUAGCGCAGGAGGAUGUGGUCGAGGAGGAUGCUAUUCUUUUCGGUCGCGCCACUCCGAUGGCGUCGUGGACAAGGCGACUCUGCGCCUUGGUCACGGCACCGAUGGAGUCACUCAGUCGCAUCGCAACCGUCUUUCUGCUCGCCUUCACGAAUGCAUUUGAGGGUGUCGUGCUGGCCCCACCCACCAUCACUGGCAACAGCACCAUCACCCAGACUGCUUCGGCGGUGCAGAGCGCCGCAGCUGCCCUGGCGCUGGAGCGGGUGUCGUUGUCGAGUGCUUUCCCUGCCGCGGUGGCGACUGCGAACGUAGCCUCCACAGUACUUGCGUUGUUGAGCCUGCACACGUGUGGGGUGGCGCUGAUGAUGCUGGUUGUCUGGCACCGCUACUACAACCUGGAAGGGAAACAUCUGCUGUUCGUUCAAAUGGCCACCCGAAAGCGCAAGGACGAGCAGUGCGUGGCUCUCGUAUGA